AUGACUGUGCGGUUUGUCGAGGAUCAUUUCGUCGAGUCGUACUAUCCCACGAUCGAAAACCAGUUUUCCAAAGUUAUCAGGUACAAAAACCAAGAUUAUGCCAUAGAGAUUUUGGACACAGCGGGGCAGGAUGAGUUUAGUAUCAUGAAUGAGAAGCAUUUGGUCGGGAUCCACGGCUACUUGCUAGUGUACUCCGUGACGUCAAGACAAUCGUUUGAGUUGGUAGAUGUGAUCAGAGAUAAGAUUCUAAAUUCUAUUGGAGCAGACUCGAUGCCGAUGGUGUUGAUUGGGAACAAGUGUGACUUGAAUUUCCAGAGGCAGGUGGAGACCAGUGAGGGAGAGGCGCUUGCGAGGAAGUACAAUUGCACUUUCUUGGAAACGUCCGUGCGGGAUAACAUCAACAUUACGAAGUCAUUCGAGGCGUUGGUUGACGCGAUUGAAAAGGUCCAGAACCCCGAGGCACCAAAGCAAGAUAAGUGUGUGAUUGUGUGA
Candidozyma auris is the source of this 492-nucleotide messenger RNA. It is a transcript of the gene RHB1, whose product is annotated as putative GTPase. Gene Ontology annotation, molecular function: GTPase activity; GTP binding; GDP binding. The transcript has a single exon. The record is from RefSeq and is a predicted model, not a curated record. Gene Ontology annotation, biological process: small GTPase-mediated signal transduction. Gene Ontology annotation, cellular component: plasma membrane. Bases 1 to 492 code for a protein of 163 amino acids. Lineage: Eukaryota; Fungi; Ascomycota; Pichiomycetes; Serinales; Metschnikowiaceae.